CAGCCAUCCGUGCCGGCCCGACGGUAGCGACGUAGUAGGCACGUAUAGAUUCAUACAUACACGUAUGAACAGCAAAACAUGCUGAGAUUUUCGGUGAUUUGUGAACUUUGUAAUCCGAUUUACAUCGUUGCCUUGUCAGUAUAAAGACUGUUAUAAAUACGCGACUCGCCGAGGUCCAAAUGUUCUUGUUCUGGAGAGGCUCGAUUCGAGUAAUAAAGUCGAGUACACGGAGCACCUCUGUACAAGCAGCUAGGUUAUACAGCGCUGAACGACUUGAGGAAUACGAUGCCCCGGUUUCAGCGGACGAUAAUUUCACCAGCGUACGUCGGGACGAAUUCAAAUCUUUGAGAAUCGCGAUAUUCGGACUACCGAACGCGGGAAAGAGUACUCUUAUUAACCAGCUGAUUCAUCAUCAGGUAUGUGCGGCGUCAAUGAAACCGCACACAACCCGCUCGGCAUGUCGUGCCGUCCUUCACACAGACACCACAGAGUUGGUGUUUGUAGACACGCCUGGCGUCGUAACGACCCAAGAAGUCAAACGUCUCAACUUGGAGAGUAGCUUCCAAAGUGACCCUGAAGUGGCUGUGAAAAAGGCAGAUAUUGUCGGUGUUCUCCAUGAUGUAUCCAGAUCCCGAUUUAGACAAGAAAUAAGUCCACAAGUACUAAACCUGUUGAAGAACUUGGAUUCUGAUACGCCAACUUUAUUAUUAAUGAACAAAGUUGAUCAGAUAAAGAAUAAACGAAAGUUAUUAGAUUUUGUCCGUCACUUAACUGGCGAAAAUGGAUGGCCAAACUUUACAGAUAUCUUCAUGUUGUCUGCAUUGGAAGGGGACGGAGUCUCAGAUUUAAGGGAAUACCUCCUUGUUUCGGCAAAACCUCGAGACUGGGAAUACGAAAAAGAUACUUUAACUGAUCAAAAACCAGAAGAAAUGAUCGUACGUAUUGUACGUGGCAGCCUCCUAGAUGUUCUUCCUGAAGAAAUACCAUACAACCUGGAUAUCCAGAUCGAAUAUUACAAUGUCUGCAAGGAUGGGAGCAUCAAUACCGUUGUUUUGAUCGAUUGUCCCACUGAACGAUUGUACAAGUUGAUUCUUCGUAAAAUCACAAGCAAGUUGAAAUAUAUAGCUAUGAACGUAGAACAAGCACUAAGUAAGAAUCUUCAACAGACCGUCAGAGUAAAAUUGGUUUUCCAGCCAAAAAAAGUAAUUAGUAAAAGUAAAUAAGUAGGUAUACAAUUACGUAAUAGCAUCACCAUGUAUAUAGGAACAGCAAAGUAUUGAUUAUUCUUUUAUAUCUCCUUGUACACUCCGUGGCAGUUCAAUAAACUCUACCAACUGCAUAUGAUUCGAUUUCGA
Diprion similis is the source of this 1355-nucleotide messenger RNA. Its product is annotated as GTPase Era, mitochondrial. The transcript is spliced from 3 exons. Bases 180 to 1223 code for a protein of 347 amino acids. Gene Ontology annotation, molecular function: GTP binding; rRNA binding; ribosomal small subunit binding. Lineage: Eukaryota; Metazoa; Arthropoda; Insecta; Hymenoptera; Diprionidae. The record is from RefSeq and is a predicted model, not a curated record. Gene Ontology annotation, biological process: ribosomal small subunit assembly. Gene Ontology annotation, cellular component: mitochondrial matrix.